AUGAGCAGUAACCAGAAUGGCGAACAUUUGAAAGAAUUAGAGGUGACUGGCUGCACUCUGCUUCGAGACAUUAAAAAGAAUACGAUUGUUGAUAUAUAUGGAGUGGUAACCAAGUUCAAGCUACCUACAAAGACGAGAGGGCAAGAUUUUGUAUGCUCAAUAUCCGUGGCAGAUCCUUCGCGUGGUAUGGGACAAAUGGGGGAUACUAGCAUUAAUUUAUUUCACCACAAUAGCCAGACGUUGCCACAGUUUCGAGGCACAGGCGAUAUUUUCGUCCUACGGAGGGCACGGGUCCAAGCCUUUCAAAACAAGCUACAAUGUGUUUCCAUCAAAAGUAAUACAACAUGGGCAAUCAUACCGAGUAGACCCUCGGGAAAAGACCCCUCAAACGAAAUUGUCCCUGUAAAUAUACCUGGUAUGGUACUAUCGCUGGACGAGAAAGACUAUCAUGUCAUUAGGAUAUUACAAGAUUGGCUCCAAACCAUGCCAAGCAGUGGCAAUACUUUUGCUACACUUGCUCCACAACCGAGCGGUAACAAUUCGACGACUUUUCAAUUCCCUGGAAAAAUGCUUCGUACCAUUUCUCAAAUUAAUCGACCCGGCCUAUUUUCGGAUCUCGUUGCAGAGGUCGUUGGCCAUUACAGCGACACGGAGCGAAAAACAACUCAGUUACUCGUGGUUGAUUAUACCACGAACGAACUGCUCGUGGACCAAGAGAUUUCACGAUUUGGAGUCGCUGGCCGACGCGUCAUAAUGUGUACUUUGUUUGACGAGCAUCAUCAAUAUUGCCCCAAAGUUAAUACGGGUAGCUUCGUAUUCAUCAGGAACGCAAAUUCCAAGCUGGACAUGAAUCAAUGCCUUGAACUUCGAGUCCAUGGUGACCGUGAUCGCAAAUUGAUGAAUCCAGGCGUGCGCUUACUGGCAAGAGAUGAUCCAAGGUUGGUCCCCUUACUAGAAAAAAGGCACGAGUACAUGUCAUCGAUUCAGCAGUUACCCAAGAAGAGUACACUACAGCUAAAUUCAGAUUCGUCCCAACAGCGCGUGUGGACAGUGACAAAGCAUAAAGAUAUUAAUAUCACUCCAUUAAGCACCGUGGUCGCUUCCAAAAUGGCAAACAAGUUCAGAGUUCGAGCAUGUGUAAUUGAUUAUAAACCAAAGAUCAUCAAGGACAUGGUUCGCCCAUGGUGCUCUAGAUGCCAAAAAUCAUGCUCCCCCUGUGAAAACCCGAAUAUGUCAUGUACCUUUUGCAUGGCCAAAAUAACCGUAUACAAGUAUCAAUUUGCCUGUCUUCUACAAGAUGCUCAUGGAGUUCAACUGCCGGUUAUAUUUUACGAUAAAGACGCAGAGAUGUUCCUGUGCAAUUCAGCGCCAUCAAAUUUGUAUUUAGAAGACUAUGCAGCUAGCGAGCUCAAGGAGCAGAUUGACACCAUCUGCCCUGCUGGUAAAAGUAGCAAUGUGUGGCUAGACUUUUGCAUUCAGUCUUAUAUGGUUGAUAUUGACGGCCAAAAGGAUCGAAGAUUCCGAGUGUUUGACACAGAGCUGAAAAUUCAUUAA
Umbelopsis ramanniana AG is the source of this 1554-nucleotide messenger RNA. RefSeq lists its product as uncharacterized. Lineage: Eukaryota; Fungi; Mucoromycota; Umbelopsidomycetes; Umbelopsidales; Umbelopsidaceae. The coding region runs from base 1 to 1554 and encodes 517 amino acids. Gene Ontology annotation, cellular component: chromosome, telomeric region; nuclear telomere cap complex. The transcript is spliced from 10 exons. Gene Ontology annotation, molecular function: G-rich strand telomeric DNA binding; telomerase inhibitor activity. The record is from RefSeq and is a predicted model, not a curated record. Gene Ontology annotation, biological process: regulation of telomere maintenance via telomerase; telomere capping.